AUGGAAUCCGAGUCGGUCGUGUCCCAGCUCCAGCGCAAGAUCGAGAUCCAGUUCCCCGAGGACCUCGCCUACCUGCUCGCCAACGUCCGCAACGCCGCCCGGGCCCGCAUCGACGAGGCCUUCCCUCCCGUCGACGGCGCCCUCGAGGGCGAGGAUGAGCUUCGUAACCAGAUCGAGGCUCUGAUCCACGAGUACAUCAACAGGACCUUUUCCCUCGCGGCGCCCAACAUCUCCAUCAACGGGCUCCCCGUGCCGCACGAUCUCGUACGCCCCUCCGAGUCCCCCGAGUCCGCCUCGGUGCCGGCCGAGGACGACGCCAGCAUCGCGUACGAGCCCUUCGACACGCGGAAGCGCCAGGCCAUCGCCGAUCUCGUCGCCCGCGAGGAGAAGCUCCUCGAAGAGGUCGCCUCCCUCAAGCGCACCGUCCCCGCCAACGCCGCCGCCAUGCAGGCCACCCGCGUGCGCGAUGCCCUUCAGCAGGAUGAGGACGCCUUCCGCCAGCGCGUCGCCCGCCUCGCCGCCGAGUGCGGCCCGGCUGCGGCGGCCGGCAUCCGCAUCGACGAGCUCGAGCGCCAGGCCACGGUCGAGGCCGCCUUCAGGGGCGCCGUCGAAACGCUCGAGCGGCUGAAGAGGGACAUGCCCGCCGUCGUCGCCAAGAUGGAGAGGGCGCGGGUGGCGGGCGAGUACGUCGUCACCGACGGUCGACGGUAG
Messenger RNA from Drechmeria coniospora, 711 nucleotides. RefSeq lists its product as uncharacterized. Bases 1 to 711 code for a protein of 236 amino acids. Gene Ontology annotation, cellular component: MIS12/MIND type complex; kinetochore. Gene Ontology annotation, biological process: mitotic sister chromatid segregation. The record is from RefSeq and is a predicted model, not a curated record. NCBI's taxonomy places the organism in Eukaryota, Fungi, Ascomycota, Sordariomycetes, Hypocreales, Ophiocordycipitaceae. The transcript has 2 exons.